CACCCUUACUUUGGAAGUACAUGGGACACCUGGUCUCGUGGACCGAGCCGGUCCUGUGCUCCUGCCCAGCCAAAGGAGAGAGAUUACACAACGCUCUUUGAUCAGCCUGGGUCAAAACCCGAGUGGUUUGGCAGCUUUCGGUGGUUGUGCUCCGAUGGUCAUGCGAACUUCGCACUGAACCUGUUUGUUCUGGUGCUGGCGCGCAGUCAACUCAGGUGUUGCCCUGAUACAGCUUCUCCCGGUUUAACUUUAGGUCGCUAGGGUGGAUUCGGUCUCCUGGUGUCUAAAUGCAGGAGAAAAAGCUGCACGGAAAGGCAAAGGUUCUGUAACUGUCUAGCAGAAAUAGGGCACGGCACACAACAGCAGUCCCAGCUGGAGCAUGAUUUAUUGAGUUACUUGCAAUUGCAUGGCUGGCUUUAACAAACAAAAUAAGCUAAAGUAGUUAGUGACAGACUCUGUGCCGCCAGAAUUGAAUGCAUUCACUGCCACUUAUUUACAGGAAGCCAGAUGGACUUUUGCAUUGGUUUAUUGUAUGCUUACUUGACUCAGAAAACUAGAAAGGUUAUUGAUUUUUUUGUUUGUUUGUUUGCUUUCCUAGGCCAUGAACAUUUUUAUAAAUUCUGAUCAGAAUUACUUUUCACUACUUUCUUUACAUCGGGUAGCUUUAGCAAACAUUCAGGGAUACUUCUGAGAGAGCUUGAUUACAACAUUCAUCUGAAAGCCUUACAUCUCUUAGGAGCAAAAAGCCACAGUAGCUGGAAGAAUGGGAUGGGGGAUACAUGUUUGUGGUAUAGUAAAUAUGAGAAGUGUGCCAGGACACUGGCUCAUAUCCUGCAGGGCUUGAGAAGCAAGUUAGUGUAAAAACAAAGGGAUUGCAGGCUUAGCAGCUAUACAGUGAUAAUACAUUCAUUGCUCCUUUCUGCUCUCAGUCUUUCCUGGGAUUCAUCUGUAGAGAGAAGCAAUUAGCAUUACAGCCAUAGGGGACAGUGAAAUGAGCUGUGAAAUGAGAGAGCAUUCAAACAUUCAAAAUAAUUGUGAAUACUGCUUGACUGUCUUCUGUGCUCAGCUGGAAGUGUUCUUGGGCUCUGUUUAGUUUCUUGAGGUUUUGGGGAGGAGGUGUGUGCAAAGGAGAGAAGAGAGCACUAGACUAUAUUUCAGUCCCCUUGAAAAUGGUCAUUCCAGCCAUGGAAGGAAGAACUGUGUAACUCGGGUGGUUCAAGAGACAGUGGGAAGGCUGUGUCCAAGGCUAUUGUGUCCAUUGUAAAUCUUUUGGUUAGGUUGCAAACAGUGGGGUUAGUACAGCUGCUGUACUAGCGGUGUGGGGUGAACAGUUUACUUGUUGGAAUCUUGGUUUUUGAGAUACAGUUGUCAGUCUUGGAGGUGUGCACAGAGUGGAGUUCCUUUUUCUAAGACUAGAACAGGGCAUGAAGCUACAGGUACUCUGAAAGCAGCAUUUUCACAGUUGUUUGGUUGUGUGCAAGCGUUUAUUUGGAUUUCUUUUGCUAGUUCACAAUUAACAAAGUUUGAUGCCACCCUGCCAUCUUGUACCUGUGAUAGUAUGUGUCUAUUAUUGAAUUAAAUCGAUCAGGUAGGAUGACCUAUUUCUACUACAAAACUGGAAAUCAGUAUAUUUUUUUAAAAUUCUGCUUUAGAUGUAUGGUGUCCAGUAAGGGUCUUGAUACCAAGUUUCACUUCAUCUUUCUCCAUCUGCUAUUGUAGAUCCUGUAAUCCAAACACAACUAGCCGAAAAUUUUCGGUGGCCACAAUGAAGCCUUCAGUGCUGGAUAAAGCGGAGAGUUCAGCUUGCCCAGAAAGACCUCACAUGGCCCUAAUUCUCGGCCAGUCAUGUCUGAAACUCUCUGUACCGCUGCUCUGUUUUGUGGGAAGCCAGCGGCAGUCCCUGGGCAGUGCUCUCCAUGCCAGUACCCACAAGUGUAGCCUGCUGUUUGGGGUCAGCUGUUGGGCAGCAGCUGCUGAGCCCUCACAAAAACAUUUGUCUUGGACUUCUCAGCUCAGACCUCAUUCUGGCACUUGGCCUGCUUAGACCCAUUUCACCCUCUGCGGUUGUAUGAUUUCCAGGUUGAACCAAGGAUGUUAUGUCACCACUUCCCUACCGACUAAGAUGCUAAAGGAAUUACAAAGCUCAGGAAGAGGACGCUUUGUACUAGAACAUGGUGCUCCAUUCUCUGCUUUUCUGAUGGACAGCUUUGGACGGCAGCACAACUACUUGCGAAUUUCAUUGACUGAGAAAUGUAACCUCAGGUGUCAAUACUGUAUGCCUGAGGAAGGUGUUCAGCUGACUCCAAAAUCAGAGCUACUAACUGCCGAAGAGAUAAUCACCUUGGCCAGGCUGUUUGUGAAAGAAGGUGUGGAGAAGAUCCGACUGACGGGUGGAGAGCCACUUAUCCGUCCUGAUGUGGUGGAUAUUGUGGGUCAACUGUACAAGCUAGAAGGGCUGAAAACCAUUGCUGUCACAACCAAUGGGAUCAACUUAACAAGACUGCUGCCCCGGCUGAAGGAGGCAGGACUGAAUGCCAUUAACAUUAGCCUGGAUACUUUGGUGCCCGCUAAAUUUGAGUUCAUUGUCCGAAGGAAAGGCUUUCACAAGGUAAUGGAAGGAAUCCACAAAGCCACUGAACUCGGAUACCAUCCUGUUAAGGUGAACUGUGUGGUGAUGCGAGGCUUCAAUGAGGAUGAAGUGCUGGACUUUGUAGAUUUCACAAAGGAUCUGCCUCUUGACGUGAGGUUCAUAGAAUACAUGCCCUUUGAUGGCAAUAAGUGGAACUUCAAGAAGAUGGUGAGCUACAAAGAAAUGCUCGAUACAAUUAAACAGCGAUGGCCGGAAUUGGAGAAAUUACCCUGUGAGACUUCCAGCACAGCCAAGAGUUACAAGGUGCCACAUUUCCAGGGACAAAUCAGCUUUAUCACUUCCAUGUCAGAGCACUUCUGUGGAUCCUGCAAUCGGCUGAGGAUAACAGCAGAUGGGAAUCUAAAGGUGUGCCUUUUUGGGAAUUCAGAAGUGUCCUUGAGGGAUCACCUACGGUCAGGUGCCUCAGAGGAGGAGUUGAUUCAAAUCAUUGGAGCAGCAGUGGGCAGAAAAAAGAAACAUCAUGCUGGCAUGUUUAACAUUUCCCGGAUGAAAAACCGGCCAAUGGUCCUGAUUGAGCCUGCAUUGAUGUCAUUCCCACUAUGCCAAGAUGCCCUACAGAAUCCCCCAAAUUCAAAACAGUGGGGCCACACAUUUAGCCAUUGGCUGACUUUGAAAGCAAGUUUACCCAAACAAAAGGGAAAAGCAUCAAUGAAAAAUAAACUCACUGGACAACUUUUCCUGCCAAGAUCUCACCCAGAGAAACAGUGGCACAUAGCAACAGGAAUUCUGCAAACCCAGCUCCGUGGCUACUGUGUCUUCCAGAAGGACCCAAGCUCCACAUUUGAUACAAAGUGCCUUGAUGCUUCUGUUGGCCAAGUUCCUGUGAACCAUCAGUCCAAAGAGGUGUGUUCAGGAUCUGAAUUCCACACCAGGGAUUCAGGAUCUUGCACCAAGGUACUUCGAGGCUCUGACAACUUGACUCACACUGAUGAGGAAGGACGGGCUACAAUGGUUAAUGUUGGAGGGAAGUCAGAUUCCAAAAGAACUGCUGUUGCUGGUGCCGUGGUCCUCCUGGGUGAGAAAGCAUUCAGGAUGGUGAGGCAAAACCAGGUGAAGAAAGGGGAUGUACUGGCAGUUGCCCAGAUUGCAGGAAUUCAGGGAGCCAAGCUUACCAGCCAGUUAAUCCCAUUGUGUCACAACAUCCCUCUGUACCAUGUUGAGGUGUCUCUGAGCCUGGAUGAGGCCAGGCAUGCAGUGGUGAUUCGCAGCUCCUGUCACACCUGGGGGAGGACAGGUGUGGAGAUGGAGGCUCUCACAGCUGCCAGCCUGGCUGCACUGACUGUGUAUGACAUGUGCAAAGCUGUCACUCAUGACAUCGUCAUCCAAGAGCUGAAGUUGUUUAGUAAGACAGGUGGGCAGAGGGGAGACUUCUCAAGGGUCUAGAUAACAUCCAGAUACCUCCAUCCCUCCAAGUGAUCACUGGUCCUGUUCAGCCUCUUACAGAAGUCCUUUUGCUCAGCUGGUGGUCUUGGAGACCUCAGCACGUGUGUACAGCGCAGCAACCCCAUGCCUCCAGCAUUGCCUUGCUCUGUCAGCUCACUGCUGGGCGAGUGGUGGAGCCACUUAUCUGUGUUGAAAACCAUGUGUAUUUUCUAGAGGACGGACUUCUCCACUCUGCCAGUACCUCCAUCUCAUUAUCCUCAUGAUGAGAGUGAACAGGAAUCUUUUCUUAUACUUUAUACCAUAGAGGUUUUUGGUUUGUUUGGUUUUUUUUCUUUGUGCUGUGAAAUACACCUGCUGUCAUCUUACCAUGCAACUGUGAGCUCUGGAAAUGAAGCACCUGCUGAAAGUGCUGUUAUUUGGCAACUGUUUUUAAGUCAAUGAUUAAGAUGUCAGAAUUGUGUCUGCCCAUCUCUUUUCCCUGACCUCCUUAAAUGAAUAUAGAGGGUGACAGUGAGAAGAACACCACUGGGGAAUUUCACCAUACAUCAGAGAUUAUAAACAUGGAACAGUUAGUGUCAAGGGCAGCUCCCAUCCCUUUGCAUUGCUACUGCUUGCCUUCACAGAAUCAAAGAAUCCCAGAAUGGAUGGGUAAGGUUGGAAACGACACAGUGGGUCACCUGGUCCAACCUCCCUGCUCAGGCACCCAGGGCACAUGGCACAGAGUUGUGUCCAGACUGGAAUAUCUCCUGUGAGGGAGCCUCCAUAACUUCUCUCAGUAAUCUGUGCCAGUGCUGAGUCACCUGCAGAGUGAAGAAAUUCAGGUGGAACUUCCUGCGCAUCAGUUUCUGCUCACUGCCUCUUGUCCUAUUGCUCAGCACCACCAAGAAGAGCCUGGCUCUGUAUUCUUGGCAUCUCCCCCUUAGACACUGAUACACAUUGAGACAUCAGUCAUCUCUUUUGGAUGCUGAACAGGCCCAGCUCCUUCAGCCUUUCCUCAUGAGAGAGACACCUGCAAGUGGGAAGUAUCCACAUAGCAGUUUCAAAAUAAAAAAAAAAAAAAAAAAAAAAAAAGACAGCUGCCCAGUUUUCUGCCUUGUGCUCUGUAAAACAUGAUGCAGAAAGAGGAUUUCUGGGUUUGGAAGAAUUAUGUUUCUGAUCUGGAAAAUACUUUUUACAAUGUUAGAAGCAUGUUCCAGCAUUUUGACCUUAGCACCGAAAUACUUGGGUGCUCUGUUUGCACGCUUAAGGGAUUAAUUUUGCCAUGCAGGGAAGUAUUAAGCUCUCCCCGACUUUAGAAAGAGAUCUUGCACCAAGCCCUAGGAGACUCCAAAUUUUUGAUGCUGUGGUGCAGCUCCUAGUAACCAGCAACCUAUAUAGUUCUGACACAUAAAACAGACUUUAAUACUGGUGGCCACUUGGAAAAUUAAGGUAACUGGCAACUGUUGUCUCUGCCAGAGAGUUUUCCUGCAUGUUUCUCUAAUUUACAUUUUAUGAAGUCUUCUGGUCUUGAAGCACUUGAGUGUCCCCAUAAAUCUAUCAGUGGCCACAGUCACAUAGCAUUGAUUAGCUUUGGUAAUUAACUGUCCUAGAAAAGAAAUUACUCAGCAUUCUUGUUAAUAUUAAUGACUGCUUCUCAAAUAUUUAAGUGCUCUAAACAGGGUGCUACUGGCUGCUUAUGGCUCAUGUGAAGCUGCACAUGAUUCAGGGUGCUCCCUCCAUGCACACAGGGUUGAAUACAAUGCCAGUAAGGUCAAAGACAGCACCAAAACUCAUCUUAAGCUUAAGAGGUUAAAGUACUGUGAGCACACCACAAUGCCUCACAUAAAGUAAGCUCAGGUUUGAGCUGAGGAGGCAAUAGGUUUUGCUACAGGUCCUUCUGAAAUCUCAUACACCAGCUACAACACAAGACACUCUUUCCAUUGCAGGUGAAUUGAUUUGAUUCUUCAUCUGUUGUCACUGUGAGAUAAGGUACAUAGAGUGACAGACAUAGCUAUAGCUGAAAGGGAAAGAAAUCUGGCAAGUUGGGUGCCUAGAAUCCUUAAGCAUUUGUACAUCAGUGAUAUGGAUUAGGAAUGGUUCUCUUGCUCACUCCUCCUUCCCCAUGGCAGGCUGGAGAGGAGACUUGGAGGCACACUAGGUAAAGAUCAUGGGUUGAGAUCAGAACAAUUUACUGGGAACAGCAAUGAAAUAAGAAAAUUGGCAGUAACACCUUCAGUCACAGAGGGAACAGGCACUACAUGAUCGUUCCCUUACUGGAAGAGAACCCCUUCCCUGGUCCCCAUAAUACCCCCAUGCUGUUAGCCAUGCCCCCUUGGCUCCUGCAAAGGCUACCUAUGUCCUGUCCAGAAGUAGGACAAUCUACCUUCAUUGUUACAGUCUUGACUCCCUGUUAGUGCCAGGAGUGUAGCUAGCAUUGCCAUACUGACACACAACAAUCCCACCCCAUUCUGCAAAUAGAAGAGAUUGCAUUCAUCUGGGGAGCUGCUGUGCCCAUAGCAUGAAAGUAACCUUAGCACAGCAUAGAAACAAAGUACCAGGAAAAUGAAGCACACAUGUAGCCUGUUAAGUUGAACUGACUGACACAAGCACUUGCCUCCCCUCACCACCCCCAACACACCCUGCCCUCCUAGCCUGCCUCCAGGCUCUAGCUAAUUUGGAAAAUUAAGAAAAAACUUGAUGUACUCAGUCAUGAUAAAACAAUGCUUUGGGCAUGUGAUUCUUUGGCUUCUGAGAAGUUUGCUGUCAUGCUGUAAAGUUCAUACAAAGGACUCAGGGCCAUACCAAGGACUACUGAGCACACUCAUGACCACCACGCACACCUCGCUACUUAACGCACAUUUCACUACUUCCUUAGUUGAGAGUGGCUGGAAGCGCAGAGCAAACUGACUUUGGUGCCAGUUUAUGCUCAUAUUACGUUAUCAAGUCUAAACUAUGCACAUUUAUAGGUAGCGAAGCAAACACAAGUCAACAUUUUGUGAGAAAAAUGGGUUGAGUUUCUGUGGUGCUUGGUAGACCAUGGUGUAAUAUAUGUUGAUGAACGGACUACUUUUUGGAGGCUUGCUUUUUUUUUUUUGUCCACUGUAUUUUUAAUAAAUACUAGUUGCAAUA
Messenger RNA from Cinclus cinclus, 7141 nucleotides. It is a transcript of the gene MOCS1, whose product is annotated as molybdenum cofactor synthesis 1. Gene Ontology annotation, molecular function: GTP 3',8'-cyclase activity; metal ion binding; 4 iron, 4 sulfur cluster binding. Bases 2069 to 4033 code for a protein of 654 amino acids. The record is from RefSeq and is a predicted model, not a curated record. Gene Ontology annotation, biological process: Mo-molybdopterin cofactor biosynthetic process. The transcript is spliced from 11 exons. Lineage: Eukaryota; Metazoa; Chordata; Aves; Passeriformes; Cinclidae.